Molecule: messenger RNA, 681 nt
Organism: Stylophora pistillata
Lineage: Eukaryota; Metazoa; Cnidaria; Anthozoa; Scleractinia; Pocilloporidae
Product: fibroblast growth factor 1-like
Molecular function (GO): growth factor activity
Source: RefSeq, a predicted model, not a curated record
AUGCCGGUGUCAGCUAUGAACUACACGUAUCUACUGUACGUUCUUCUUCCAAUUUCAUAUUUUACCGAGACACACUCUUCAGCCAAACUGCAUAACGAGACAAAAGCGCAAAAGAAAGAGGGGAAAUCACUUAAAGGAACUCAGAUAAUUUCCAAAAACGAUGAAGACAACACCAAAAACCGAUUCUUACGAUCGUUCCUCUUCAAGAGGCAAAAGCAGCCACGACCUUCCACGGAAAGUUCCUUCAGACGUGUCCGAAAGAUAACGAAAAGACCAACAACCACAACACAAUGUAAAAUAUUUUGUCGCAGUGGUUAUCACCUACAAAUUCUACCCAGCGGGGUAGUGAGGGGUACGGUUGACCAGCGCAGUAAGUACGUGUUGUUUGAGAUGCAAUCAUUUGGGCCCAGUCUCGUCAGACUGAUGAGUCCAGCGACGGGGAGGUAUCUAGCUAUGAGAAGAGAUGGAACACUUCGUGGGUUGAGAAGCCAAACCACUCGAGACUCGCUCUUCAAAGAGACUCACGAACAAAACGCAUUUCACUCGUACGCGUCUCACAGAUAUUACAGAAAACAGCCACACGACAUGUUGGUGGGAAUCAAGAGGAACGGGCAAAUAAAGCGCGCCACCAAGACUUUCCAUGGACAAACUGCUACACAAUUUCUUGUCAUAAAAUUUUGA